GGCAAUGUUUUCCGUUACAAUUCUUGUCGGAAGUAGGCAGUAGAUAUUGAGUAAUCUCAGAAGCCCAGCAGCUGAUCUGAGCGAAAAUGGCGCUAUACGCGAAGGGUACCGUUCUCAAGCAAUCAUGGAUUGUGGCUUGCGAAAUGCAGGCUCGAUGCUUUCACAUCAGUCCAUUGGCCAUGGCUGCCCAGAAAGUAGCCAUGAGCAAGUUAGAUGCUUCCAGUUAUCUACCUCAUGCACAGCUCCAGGAAAAGUUGGAGAUAGUUAAAAAUCGUUUGAAGAGACCUAUGACUCUUUCUGAGAAAAUUCUUUAUUCUCACUUGGAUGAUCCUAAGAAACAAGAAAUUGUUCGUGGUCAAAGUUAUCUUCGUCUCAGACCAGACAGAGUUGCGAUGCAGGAUGCAACUGCUCAAAUGGCUAUGUUGCAGUUUAUCUCCUCUGGUUUGCCUCGUGUUGCAGUUCCAUCAACUAUUCACUGUGACCAUUUAAUUGAGGCUCAGACUGGUGGAGCUCACGAUUUGGCACGUGCCAUAGACAUCAACAAAGAAGUAUACAACUUUCUAAGCACAGCUGGUGCUAAAUAUGGUGUUGGCUUCUGGAAGCCUGGUUCAGGCAUCAUUCACCAAAUCAUCUUAGAAAACUAUGCUUUCCCUGGUCUUCUUAUGAUUGGUACCGAUUCCCACACCCCUAAUGGAGGUGGUUUGGGAGGUCUCUGCAUUGGUGUUGGCGGUGCUGAUGCCGUCGAUGUCAUGGCGAACAUUCCUUGGGAGCUUAAAUGUCCUAAGGUUAUUGGAGUGAAACUUACGGGAAAAUUACACGGCUGGACCUCGCCUAAAGAUGUUAUUCUUAAAGUAGCAGGCAUCUUGACAGUCAAAGGUGGUACUGGAGCGAUUGUAGAAUACUUUGGUCCAGGAGUUGAUUCAAUCUCCUGCACUGGUAUGGCAACCAUUUGCAACAUGGGAGCAGAAAUUGGAGCUACUACAUCCGUUUUCCCAUACAAUCAUCGUAUGCGAGACUAUCUUGUUGCUACUGAACGAAAGGCGAUUGCAGAUGCAAUUGACCCGUACGGCCGGGAUUUGCUCUCUGCUGAUGAAGAUGCGCCUUAUGACGAGAUCAUCGAGCUGAACUUGUCUGAACUAGAGCCUCAUGUCAAUGGGCCUUUCACACCAGACUUGGCCAAUCCUAUCUCGAAAUUGGGUGAAGAAGCCAAAAAGAAUAGCUGGCCACUUGAUGUCAAGGUUUCUCUUAUUGGCAGUUGCACUAAUUCUAGCUAUGAGGACAUGGGUCGAUGUGCCAGCAUCGCUCGAGAGGCGCUUAAACAUGGAUUGAAGGCCAAGUCCGCCUUCAAUAUUACUCCGGGAUCCGAACAAAUUCGUGCUACUAUUGAACGCGACGGCAUCGCUGAAACGCUACGAGAAUUUGGUGGCGUUGUCCUUGCUAAUGCUUGCGGUCCUUGUAUUGGCCAAUGGGAUCGUAAAGAUGUUAAAAAGGGCGAAAAGAAUACCAUUGUUACGUCCUACAAUCGAAACUUUACUGCUCGUAACGAUGCUAAUCCUGCCACACACGCCUUUGUUACAUCGCCAGAAUUAACAACUGCCCUGGCCCUUGCUGGAACUUUGGAUUUUGAUCCACGAACUUCGAAACUUAAGGGUGCUAACGGUGAAGAAUUCUUACUGAGCGACCCGUUUGCGGAUGAGUUGCCUGCUCGCGGAUUCGAUCCAGGCCAGGAAACCUAUCAAGCCCCAGGGGAUCCUACGAAAGUUACUGUUGACGUAGAUCCCAAGUCCCUGCGUCUUCAACUGCUGGAUCCCUUCAAGCCAUGGGAUGGCAAAGACCUAGAGAAGAUGGUAGUUUUGAUUAAAGUAAAGGGAAAGUGCACCACAGAUCACAUUUCAGCAGCUGGUCCGUGGCUCAAGUAUCGUGGUCAUUUGGACAACAUUUCUAAUAAUAUGUUGAUUACUGCAAUUAAUUCUGAAAAUGGAGAAAUGAACAAAGUUAGAAACCAAGUAACAAACGAAUUUGGCGCUGUGCCAGAAACGGCUCGUUUCUACAAAUCCAAAGGUGUUAACUGGGUCGUUGUUGGAGAUGAUAACUACGGCGAAGGAUCUAGUCGAGAACAUGCCGCAUUGGAACCUCGUCAUUUGGGAGGAAGAGCCAUUAUUGUAAAAUCCUUUGCUCGCAUCCACGAGACAAAUUUGAAAAAGCAAGGAAUGCUCCCACUUACAUUCGCCGACCCUGCUGAUUAUGACCGCAUUCAACCCUCUGAUCGUCUUUCACUCCUCGGACUUGCCGAUUUGGCACCAGGCAAACAAGUGAAAUGCCAAAUUCACCAUGCCGAUGGGUCUUCAGAGACAAUUCAUUUAAACCAAAGUAUGAACGAACAGCAGAUUGAAUGGUUUAAAGCAGGCAGUGCUCUAAAUAGAAUGAAGCAAGUCGCUGCCAGCAAGUAGAUCGGAACCUGAACCCGUUGACUUAGUUUUAGGUUAAAUUCAUUGCAAAGUUGGUGUUUAUUGUAUGUAAUUUAAAAUAGUCUUGAGAAAUAGACAAUUUAUAUCGA
Molecule: messenger RNA, 2557 nt
Organism: Daphnia pulex (common water flea)
Lineage: Eukaryota; Metazoa; Arthropoda; Branchiopoda; Diplostraca; Daphniidae
Product: probable aconitate hydratase, mitochondrial
Exons: 12
Coding region: 87-2450 (787 amino acids)
Biological process (GO): tricarboxylic acid cycle
Cellular component (GO): mitochondrion; cytosol
Molecular function (GO): 4 iron, 4 sulfur cluster binding; aconitate hydratase activity
Source: RefSeq, a predicted model, not a curated record